AUGGUGCUGGUGCUGGACGUCACCGAGGGCCUUUGGGGAACUGAUACUGACCGGAUGUGGACAGAGGUUGUUAGCCUGCGCAUGCGAAACUUUUUGCCAGAAAGAGCUGUCCUUGAUCGACAUAUCGGAAGGUUGAAACAUCGAACGACCGAAAAUGUCACCAGCCAAAGGCCGAACACCCUCAACAAAACUGAUAAGUUACCAAUCACUAUCUACUACGAAACGCUUUGCAGUGACAGCAUGGUUUUCAUCACCCAUCAACUAUAUCCGUCAUGGUUGCGACACGAGAAAGAAAUGAAAUUGCGCCUGGUACCAUUCGGCAAGGCUUGGAUUGAAGAGCUGCCUAACGAACAGCCCAAAUUUCAUUGCCAACACGGUCCUCGAGAAUGUCAGCUGAACAUUUUGCACGGUUGCAUUCUUAAAAAACUGCCUCCGAAAAAGGCAUUUGCGGUAGUGGCAUGCCUCAUGAAAAACUUCCGCACCACCUUCGAACAGUGCAUCGAAGGACAUGAAUCGUUCAAAAACUCCAUCGUUAAUUGCAGCCAGGGGGAACAGGGAAACAGUUUGUUCAAAAAGUUUGCCAACGAAACAGACAACGUACACCGGCCGCUUCCAUUCGUACCGACUAUCGUUGACGAUCAGCCGUACGACUUUUACGAGCAAGACGAUUGGCUUCAGCAUUUUGAAAGGAAGUUUGUUGAGCGGUAUGAAGCAAAGUUAGGUGUCAAAUUAUAAUAUGUGAGCUGAAA
Anopheles maculipalpis is the source of this 749-nucleotide messenger RNA. RefSeq names its product GILT-like protein 2. NCBI's taxonomy places the organism in Eukaryota, Metazoa, Arthropoda, Insecta, Diptera, Culicidae. The transcript has 5 exons. Bases 1 to 735 code for a protein of 244 amino acids. The record is from RefSeq and is a predicted model, not a curated record. Gene Ontology annotation, molecular function: oxidoreductase activity, acting on a sulfur group of donors, disulfide as acceptor.